AUGGGAGCUAAAAAUUGUCAUCAUGCCGAAACAAGUUCGCCGAAAUACAGAUUAUUUAAAGGAAGUAGAAAGAAACCUGCCCCACCCCCUGAUAUUAGUGAAAGUGAGGUUAUAUUGUUGAGAAAUUCGUGGAUAAGGGUGAAAGAGGAAAUUGAAGAUAUCGGAGUAUUUACAUUUAUAGGCGGUUUAGGAUUAACUGGAUUAGCUAAUUGCGGAGAGAAUCAUCACACCAUUUCAGUUAAUUCUGCAAACCUUUUGUCCUUCUACGGCUUAGAAAUUUCGUGGCCAAAACAAUUAUCAUGA
Messenger RNA from Lottia gigantea (owl limpet), 303 nucleotides. RefSeq lists its product as hypothetical. The transcript has 2 exons. The record is from RefSeq and is a predicted model, not a curated record. The coding region runs from base 1 to 303 and encodes 100 amino acids. Lineage: Eukaryota; Metazoa; Mollusca; Gastropoda; Lottiidae.